UUCGUUCACUCGCGCAGUUCUGAAAUUUGAGCUGCUCGAAUACUAGGCUCCAGCACACCGCCUUCUCAGGUGCAAGGUCACGUCAUUUACAGAUCGACUUAUUUGUUUUGAGGCCAACAGUCCCGUCGCGGACAAAUAGCGUGCACCGCUCUUUCCCGUCUGAAAACGAUAACAGCAGCACUGUUGCACUCACGUAAUAGCUCUCUACUCACUGACGGUACGGUUCCAUUAGCCCCUACCAUUGCUCUGCACCCCUACCGCUCCUGCCCACUAGACCAGAACCUGAAAGAACUGUAGUAUCCGCGAUAAACUCCAGCUAUUCCAAGAAACGCACAUCUCGAGCGCGAUGGAAGGAGGAGUGGCGGUUAGGGAGAACCGAAUGGCGGCCUUCGCGGGAAAGUGGGAGGCGUUCAGCCAGACCAAGGUCGCGGCGCUGAAGGCGGCUGUAGCGCAGGGCGUGGCGCAGAGCCAGCAGAUGUUCGAGAAGGAGAAGCCGGUCACGCUGACGCCUGGCGAGCAGGACGCUAAGGUGAAUGAGCUGCUAGCGUCCCUCUGUCCCCUCCCCAAGCGAGCGCAGAUAUUCUGCACCGACGCCUGCCUGCGCCGCUACUUGCGCGCGCGCAACUGGAACGUGCAGCGCGCCGAGCGCAUGGUGCGGGACACACUCAGGUGGCGAGACGAAUGCCGGCCUGAAGAGAUUCAAUGGGCUGACGUCGCAGAGGAGGGCGAGACGGGCAAGGUGUACCGAACAGCGUUUCUGGACAAGAAGGGCCGCUCUGUGGUGGUGCUGUCUGCAGGCCAGCAGAACACCAAGGACCACGCUGGUCAGGUGCGCCAUCUGGUGUACUGCCUUGAGAAUGCCGUCAUGAACCUGCCUGCCACUGCCCGCGAGCAGCUGCAGCAGCAGCAGCAAGGGCAGGGGCAGGGACCAUGCCAGGGCGAGCAGGGAGAGGAGCUAGAGCAUGGGGAGCAGGAGCAGAUGGUGUGGCUGAUUGACUUCCGUGGGUGGAGCAUGCGCAAGGCACCGCCCCUCAAGACGGCUCGCGAGGUGCUGAGCAUUCUCCAGAACCAUUACCCCGAGAGGCUCGGCGCUGCUGUCAUCUACAACCCUCCCGGCGUCUUUGAGGCUUUUUGGAAGGUGAUCCGUCCCUUCAUUGACCCCGUUACAUUCAACAAGAUCCUCUUUGUGAAUCCGUCCAAGUCGGAAACAGUGAAGAAGCUCGAGGAGGUUUUCAACCUGGACAGCCUUGAGCAGGCGUUUGGAGGGCGAUCCACGUGGACCUAUGACCAUGAGACAUAUGGCAAGAUGAUGGUGAAGGAUGAUGAGAAGACGGCACAGCACUGGGGGAUCCGUGAGGGAGAAAGGUCGGCCCAACAGCAGGAUAUUGUGCGGAAUGACAGUGGUGACAGCCUUGACAGCAUCGAGAGCGGCAGAAGCAGCUCCAGCUUCUCCAACAGCAGCAGCAGCAGCAGCAGCGGCAGUGGCUGUGGCGCUAGCCUUUGGCUCCCUGUUGGAGCUCUUACUCCCACUGAUCCAAACUCGCCACAUCCAGCACAUGGACCGGCACAGGCCGAUGGAGUCCUCACGACUCUCCAUAAGAUGAAUCUGAACAAGUUUGUCAAGCGACCUUCGUGGACCUAGUAACUAUCAAGUUGGCAUAGAUAGGCAUAUAUUUAGGCAUUAAAGCGCUGUUUGACUUUUGCAUGUAAUAGGAGCAGUUUGCUUCGGAAAAGGAACGAAGC
Molecule: messenger RNA, 1743 nt
Organism: Closterium sp. NIES-67
Lineage: Eukaryota; Viridiplantae; Streptophyta; Zygnematophyceae; Desmidiales; Closteriaceae
Source: the annotation of a GenBank genome assembly